ACUUGUGGCGUGCCAACAGAGUCAGCUGUACGGGCAGUACGGUGCCAACAAGGGGUUGGGAGCCCUUCAACCUCCUCACAACCUCAUGUUCCUGCCACUCUUGGAGGGGUUGAGGGGUGGGGCUCACGGCGCCCCUCCUGCUCCCCCCGCCCCGCCUGUCCUGCCCCCCAUCUCACCCCCCCACGAGGCAGGACUGCCCAAGAUGCCCCCGGUGUCCGUCGCUGGCGCCGUUCCAGCGUGGAUGUCCGCCUCGGCACAACUGGCUCAGCUCUCUCAGAACUCCGCCCACACCACCCACACGCCCACCCAGACGCCCGCGCCCUCACACGAAAAUCACGAGGAGAAGCCCCUGAACCUGACCAAGCCCAAGGACGCCAGCCCUAAGCCCAGCGACAUGAGCGCACUGUCAGGGAAGGGCCCCGGGCUGCCCCCGUCCCUUGUCCCUCACUCCUUCCUCCCCUACAUGACCCCGCCCUUCCCAGGCCUCCCUGACCACAAGGACCUGCUGGGGGGCCUGGGGCAGACCCUGGGGCAGAGUCUGGGCCAGGGGCUAGGCCAGGGACUAGGCCAGGGACUAGGCCAAGGGCUAGGCUCCCUCCCAUCUCCGACAAUGGGCGGAGGUAUGGCGGGAAAACACUACCCUCCGCCGGCCUUUCCACCCAUGUAUCUUCCACCUUCGUCCUUACCUUCCUCCCUACCGCCCCACCUCAACCCCAUGGGCGCCCUAAGCUUGCCCACGGCUACGCCCCUCACCUCUCUUACCUCACUAGGGGGUACCAUGGGCGGCAUCCCUUCCGUCACCACCUCCAGCCCACACACCACCCAGGAGAAGCCCAAGGAAGAGGACUACGUCACCACCUGUCAGACAGCCAAGAUGUUCGGGGCGAAGAUCAUCCGACAAACUCGAAAGGACACGGACUCGAAGCCUCAUAUCAAGCGACCGAUGAAUGCUUUCAUGGUUUGGGCUAGAGACGAGAGGCGCAAAAUUCUCAAGGCGUGCCCAGAUAUGCACAACUCUGCCAUCUCCAAGAUCCUAGGCUCAAGAUGGAAGUCCAUGACCAACUCCGAGAAGCAGCCUUACUACGAGGAGCAGUCGCGGCUCUCCAAGCUGCACAUGGAGAAGCACCCCGACUACCGCUACCGCCCUAGACCCAAGCGCACCUGCAUCGUCGACGGCAAGAAGAUGCGCAUCUCCGAGUACAAGGCCCUCAUGCGCCAGAAGCGCGACGAGAUGCGCACGAUGUACUUUCGAGACAACGGCCUUUCCGAUCUGGCCAAGCUUCUCCCUCCAGGAGCCGAUCCCCUCAAGGGGGAUUUCCUGAAGGCGGGAAUCUUCAAGGAUGACCUCCUGAAGAAAGAUUUGAUGAAUGCGGAGAUUUUGAGCGUCGACUCCCACGGCGACCCAGCCACCAAUCGCGGCGAGGACCUCCCUUCAGUCAUGACCCCGACCUCAGAGUUUAGCCUCGACGGGUCGGCCUCGCCCUCUCCCGGAGCCCCGGCGUCCACCACCUCCGACCUCGAGGACCACAUGGACGAGGAUUUCGCGUCGUCGACCGAUAUCGUCAGUCACGAGGAAAUCGAAGAGACCCAGCCGCUAAGUAUAGACGAGCGGCUGGCAUGAAAUACCUCCCGGCGCCGCCAUCACCCGUACUUCCACAUGCCCAAGAUCGCUCCUUGGGCUCGCCCUCGAACUCUCCCCAUAGUCUACCCACACGCUAGCCAUCACCCCACACUCGCCCUACCCCCCAUCUAUCCUCCACAGUACAUAUUUCCUCCGCUGGAGCAAUAUCUUCCGUAUGCCAUCGGCAAACACUGAAGUUUAACUUCUCUAGUCUGCUGUUGAUGAGGCAGUGUUCCCUCUUACUCGCCUACUGAUGUCUGAAGUCACUGUGACGUCCUCCCAUGUAGACCUCACAUCCGAAGGCCGUGUUUUGAAGAACGAAGUCCACCUCGGAACGCCGUCAGGUGCGUGAGUGUGUGUGGGCGACGAAACCCACUCAGCUUCAAGGACUGAAGCGUUGAGGAAAUUCUCUUCGAGUUGCAAAUGAAGAGUCGAAGUCUCGUUGACACAAGCCCUCGAGGAUGGAGAGUGUGUGUGUGUAGAAUAGUGAACAUCGGGAGAAGAUUUAUAUACAGUGAAUAAGGAGGAGGAGUCUUGUGCGUGUGUGAUGUCGGUAAAAGGGGGGAGAUAUAGAGAGACAAUAGUGAUGCUGUUCAUCCUAGAGUAAUUAUUUUUUUUUCAUUGCCAGACAUCGAAAUCUGCCUCAAACGAACAGAAAACGGGAAUUUGAGGGCAGACUCGACUCACGUGACGAAGACCACUCCAACAACUUCGACCCGAUGGAAGGAUACUCGGGAAUCUACUUUGUUGAUACCUAUCGACUCUCCUUUCCCCCCCGAUCUCCCCCUCUCCCCCCUACCCCCCCCCCUCUAUGUAAAAAUGGUUCGUAACAGGUACAUAUUUUUCAGAGGUGAUAUCUGUUUGUAGAUCUCUUUUUUUUUCCAGACUCCAGCUGCAGGCUGGGUGCGGGUAGGAGGUUCCUCUGGAGUCGACACGGUUUUGUUCCUAGCUCGCUGUUGUUGUUGUUUUUUUUUGUAUAAUAACUUGGUGAUCAUUUUUUUUUCCUAUGGUUACUGCAAGCAGUAUAGACGACAGUAAUCUUUAUAUGCUUACGGAGUUUAUAGAUGGAGAGGAAACAGGUGAGAUGACUCAAGGAGGUGGAGGAGAGUUUUCGACAUAUAUAUAUAAAUAUAUUUAUAUAUAUAUAUGCAUAUAUACAUACAUGUAUAAGUUUAGAUUGUAAACUGAAAGAGCUUUAACAUAAAAAAAAAUCGGUUCCCCCCCCCCCCACCCACUCCCUUGUACAUGAUUUAAGGGGCGACUUUUUGGGAUUUGUCACAGUGCAUUAAGAGUCAUAUUUUUUAUGUUUUAAAUAGGAAAAUGAACCAUUAUGCACCUUGCUCUAUGGCUGUAAGUCGCCUUUUGUUGCUUAAGUCAUUUGAACUAUGCUUUGUAAAGCGUCCUAAAGAAACACUUUUGUCUCUCUCUGGUCAUGUAACAACAAAUCAAGUUUCCUUGUUUAUUUGUUUAAUUUUAUAAGACAUUUUUGUAAUCACAAGUUGAUGACGUCACGCCGUUCGCUUGUAUAUAUUGAAUCCGCGACCUGACGAUUGGUUCACACCAUGAUGCCGGGCGUGACGUCACACAACUCGCGACCUGACGAUUGGUUCACACCAUGAGGCCAGGCGUGACGUCACACAAACCGCGCCCUGACGAUUGGUUCAUACCAUGAUGCCAGGCGUGACGUCACACAAACCGCGCCCUGACGAUUGGUUUACACCAUGAGGCCAGGCGUGACGUCACACAAUAACGAUGUCAAUUGGCACAGUUGACUACAGAAACCCCUUAAAAAAAGUGUUCUUUUUUGCGUUUAUUUAACGAGAUGCCGCGUUCUAAGUCAGAUUUUGAUGACCGGUAUAAACAGUAUUAACAUAGGAGGAUAGUGGCCCUCUUUGUGUACUUUAUCUAGUACUCGGUACAAUAGAAAAUAAGUAAAGUGUUUUCAGACGUGGCAAGUGUGGAUUUUGCACCAAUCAGAGACCCGUUCUUCCUCUCCGCCGCUUCCUGACUGGGCAACUGCUGGCUUUGAUGGGGCUGAGGUUAAGGUGUGGGGCUGAGAUUAAGGUGUGGGGCUGAGAUUAAGGUGUGGGGCUGAGAUUAAGGUUUGGGGCUGAGAUUAAGGUUUAGGGCUGAUAUUAAGGUUUGGGGCUAUGCUAGGUAGGGCUGAACUUGAGGGUUGACCUUGAAGAUGGAUUUAGCUUGGUUGAACUUGAGGUGGGGAGGGGGACGUUGGUUGGUGUUCUAGUGGGCAAAAGAGGUUGGAGUUACACUUCAGAGCCAGAGCCUUGAAGUAUAACCAGCCCUUUAAGCCCUUUUUUUUAGGGCUGGACCGAACUUUAAGGCCGGUCCAUGGCCGGUCCGAACUUCAGGACCAUUGUCUGUUGCUAGAGCCGAAGUUGAGGGCAUUUUCUAGGGCAUAACUGAACUUCAGAUCAAAUAUUCCAUUGUCAUCCACCCCAAAAACUGGUCUAUUUUGAAUGACUGAUUCUUAUAGGCGUGUUGAGAGUGAAGUAACACUUAUAUUAUCUAUUUCUUCCUUUUUAUCUAUCUCUUCCGUUUAUCUGUUUCUUAUUAUCAUCUAUCUCUUUUAUCUAUCUAGAGCGUUAACGGAACUAAUACUUGGCGUGUGUUCUGGGAGUCUGGUUCAUGGCUUCCUGUCCCGGCUUACUCUAAUGUAAAUGUAAAAGGGAAAUUAGGUAUGUUAAUAUAUGUACAUAUAUAGAUACAUAUAUGUGUUAUGAUUGUCCAACUUUACAUGGUGUUGGUUUCUUUUGUUCCACCAGUCUCUCUUUCUCUGUCUGUCUGUCUGUCUGUCUGUCUGUCUGUCUGUCUGUCUGUCUGUCUGUCUGUCUGUCUGUCUGUCUGUCUGUCUGUCUGUCUGUCUGUCUGUCUGUCUGUCUGUCUGUCUGUCUGUCUGUCUGUCUGUCUCUCUCUCUGUCUCUCUCUCUGUCUCUCUCUGUCUCUUUCUGUCUCUCUCUCUCUCUCUCCUCUACUUAUCUUUCUUAGGCUUUUGUGGUGAUUAGGAAGGUGAAGAAGUUGGCCUUCACACGGGGCUACAGUCUGUCUGUCUGUCUGUCUGUCUGUCUGUCUGUCUGUCUGUCUGUCUGUCUGUCUGUCUGUCUGUCUGUCUGUCUGUCUGUCUGUCUGUCUGUCUGUCUGUCUGUCUGUCUGUCUGUCUGU
Procambarus clarkii (red swamp crayfish) is the source of this 4801-nucleotide messenger RNA. The record is from RefSeq and is a predicted model, not a curated record. Lineage: Eukaryota; Metazoa; Arthropoda; Malacostraca; Decapoda; Cambaridae.